GCUCCUCCGCUGCUUUUCCUGAUGACACACCUGCUGGCCUGGGUGGAGCUGAGACAGGUGAACACUUCUUAACUGAGAGGGGAGACGCCACGAGAGGUAUGCAGGCGCGAGAGGAAAGAGGAGAGGAGAGAGUGAGGUUGUAAGAAACACACUCGGACUCCGAUUACGACCGACAGGCCCGAGCAGUCUCACCAAGAUGUCGAACCACAAGGAAUACAACCCUGUAAAGAUCAGCAAGAGCCAGGCCACUGAUCUGGCUGUGGUGAUUGCUCGCAUGCAGAAGAAUGCAGACCAAGUAGAGAAGAAUAUCCUGAGUUCAGAGGGGCUGCUGACGGUGGACACGGCGCGUGAUGAGAAGAAGCAGCCCCUGAUCCACCAGAAGGAGAACGCAGAAACCCUGGCGCAGGCGGAGGUGCUGCUGAAGGACCUCUUCAUGGACGCGGACAGGGCCAAGAGGCUGCAGCACCCGCAGGCCGGGGAGAUUGAGAAAGAUGUGAAAAAUCUCCACGACCGCUGGGUGAAGGACUGUGCCAUCUACAGGGAUCUGUACGCCCAGGCACCAGUUUUGGAACCAAAACCAAGGAUUGACUGGGGUCCUCUGCUAGAUGAAAAACUGAAACAGUUGAAGGCAGAUGCAUACGGCCCCAACCUGACUGAUGUAGAGAAGCAGAUCGCAGCACACAACAUUCUGCACCAGGAGAUCAAGGCCUACAGUGACCAGCUGCAGUCCAGCACCACCAGUUCAAAGUACGCCAGCCUCAAAGAGAAAAAUGCUGAACUCUAUGAGAGCUCCCAGAAGAGAGGCAACCACCUGGCCUCUCUGUAUGAGUACGUGCAGGGCUGCAGUAAAGAGCUGGUCUACCUGUCGGGCCAGCAGGAUAGGAUCCUCCAGAGAGACUGGAGUGAUCGCAUGGUCGACCCUCCAGGCGUCCGCAUGGAGUAUGAGAAAUUCAAAAACAACGGACUGAUAGCACAUGAGAGUGAGAUCAACAAGCUGCAGGGGGAAGGAGAUCGGCUUGUAGAAAUGAAACACCCUGGCAGCUCAACAAUAAAGGCACACAGAGAUGCUGUGCAGGCCGAGUGGCAAGUCUUCCUCAACUUGUGCCUGGCACAGGAAACACACUUGGACAAGAUUGAAGAGUAUAAGAAGUUCCAGUUGGAUGCAGAGACGUUGACCGAGUCCAUGGAGAGGCUCAACUCCAGCAUGGACCCAAAGUCUCUGGCCGAUAAGAGCAACCCUCAGGUCCUGAUGGCGCUGGAGGGAGAUGAACCAGCAGUGAAGAGGAAUGAGCAGCGCCUGGCUGACCUCAGGGAGCUCAGCAGCACCAUCGUGCCUCUGAAGUUACGCCGAAUGAAGCCCACCAAACCCACCACUGCAGUGUCCCUGUGUGACUGGGCAGAUAAAGAGGACACAGUGAGGCGUGGUGAGGUGCUAAACCUGAAGUCCAACUCUGACAAUAAGAACUGGGAGCUUCAGAGCAGCAGUGGGAUGACCAGGACCCUACCUGGGGCAUGUUUUAUAGUCCCUCCACCUGAUGCCGAGGCUCUGGAGAAAGUAAACAGUCUGGACAGAGCACUGACGGAUCUAAAGAGCCGUAGAUCUGCACUCAUGGCCUCCUUGAAGAACCCAACUGUGGAGGUGGUCCGCCCUCAGAAGGCCGCCGCUGUUCAAAGUGCUCCGGAGGAUCCUAGAGCUGCUGAGCUAGCUAGUGAAAUAGACAAGAUCAACAAAGCCCUGGAUCGGAGCGAAAAAGAAAUCCUGAGUCGUCUGAGAGCCCCGCUGGACAACCAAAACCCCACACAAGACCUGACAAACAGACUGCAAGAGCACGAGAAAUCUGCUCAGACUGUGAGAAAGCUGGAUUCUGAGAAGUCUGCGAUCCAGAGAGAGAUGGAGCCUAUUCUGGCCCAGAAACCCCUGGGACCCAUCAGCUCUACACUGCCCCUCAAACUCAGCGCUGCAAACAACAAGAUUGAUAACAUCAAUACCCUCAUUGACCUUUAUAACAAAAAAGCUAUAGCCUCCAUGUACCUAGAGAAGCAGAAGCAGAAAGUGGAAGGCAUUGUCUCUGGGUUUGAGGACAUGCUUGCUAAAGAUGGCGCCAUUCUUGAUCAACCGAACUCCCUCCAAAGUCGCAACCAGAAGUUGCAGCUUACACGUAAGGAUGUGGCCUCGAAAAAAGAUGAGUUGAAUACAUUAAGCAGAGACUUGGACAUGACCGAGCAAGCGUGCAGCUCCUUCCAGCAGAGUUUCAAUGAAUACUGUCCAGACAUCCGCCGCCAGGAGAAUGAGGUGAAACAGCUGAGGAAUCGUUACAUAAAUGUCAACAAUCAGCUCCAGGAAAGGUCUGGUCUCAUUCAGGAAGCAUCCAAUAAAAACCAAGAUUUCCAGAAUGCUGCUCAGUCACUGGAUUUCUUCUUGGUAAAUUUGCCCAAUAAUGCGAUCAAACCUACAGAUGAUGUGCCGCAGAUAACAGCCAAGCAGAACUCUCAGAAGAAAGUGAUGGAGGACAUCAAGAGGAAAUCUGGGGAUCUAGACCAAGUCAAGUAUCUUUCCCGUGAUCUGCAGGGCGUUUUGAAUGAGUAUGGUGUUAAGUCAGACACUUACCGGUGCGCUCUAAAUUAUGACGAUGAUGAUGGCGAUGAUGAGGAUGGCGAUGAUGAACCUGUCCUAAAGAAACGUCAAACAACUAUGGCUCAGGCUGUACAGAGAAAGGAGCAAAAUCUACUGAACCUUUACUCUCAGGUGUCUGCAGAAAACAACCAGCUACUCAGCCAGUUGGGGACUGCAAAGAACAUCAAAACCAUGAAUGAGGAGAAGGCUAGUCAUGUCGUGGUCAAUCAGCAGCUGCAGCUACAGAGCCAGAGGAAGGACCUGGAGGAGAGCGAUAGUCUGAAAAGGGAAUUAAAUGAGGAGGUUGACAGGCGCUUACAUGCUGAAAGAGACCUGGAAACAUACCGUAAGAGGUUUGUGUCUCUGAAGAAUAGGAGAGGAGUGGAGAGGUUGGAGGAGAAGGAGGUGGUGCAAUACACUCGUGACCCCAAACUGGAGGUGGAAAUAAAGUCCUUGAAAAGUCGGAUCCAGGAUGAAUCAUUUAAAAGGUCUAGAACCCAGUCAGAAAUAGACAUUAUAAAUGAUAGGAUUAUCAAAGUGGAAACACAGCUGAUGAAAAUCGAACCAAAACUGGUGACAAAGCUACUGUUUGAAUACGAAAGAGAUCCACAGCUUGACAAAGAUGCCGUCAAGAUGAGAGAUGAAAUCCGCAGGAUACAACUGGAGCUCCAAACUAGAGAUACUGAGUCAAUUCAUGUGAAAACUGAGCUCACGGUUCUGUCUCAGCAGAAACAAAAAAUCAGGGAGAAGGUUGUUAAGAAAGAAGUGGUGAGACUUGAAAAGGAUCCGGAGAUGCUGAAAGCUGUUCUCACUUUCCAAAGUAAUAUCUCGGAGGAGGAACUCCGGUGCAAGUCGCUAAACGAUAGCAUUUUUAGCACAAGGAGUCAGAUAAACACACUAGAGAGGGUCAUUCCCACCAUCCAACCCAAGAUAGUCACCAAGGUGGUGAAGCAAGUACAGCAAGAUAGAGAAUUGCUGGAAGAGUCGAAGAAACUACGAAUGGCCUUGGAGGAGGAGAAAGAUGAGAAUGCGAUCUUGAUGAAGGACCUGACCACCUUGCAGCUACGUUACAGUGAGGUGGACAAGCUCAGGGCUAAAGUCGAGGUCAAGGAGAUCAUCAAUGAGAUCUACAGAGUUGAUCCUGAGACAGAAGUCGAGCUGGUGCGUCUGAAGAAAGAGCUGCAGGAUUCCAGCCGUAACCGUGCAGACCUGGAUAAAGACAUCACAACACUGAUAACGACUCUGACUACCCUGCGGGCUCAGAAACCCAAAGUAGAGUACAAAGAGGUGACCCAGGAGGUGAUCAAAGAAGAGAAGAGCCCCGAGGUCACCAGGGAAUUGCAAAGGCUGAACAACCAAGUCUCCCGUCUGCUAGUCAACUAUGAAACCACCCUUGAGCUGCUGACCCACCUACGUAAAGAAAGAGACGAGCUGAAAGUCGAAAAAUCCAAGGUGGAGAUCAAGCUAGUCAAUAGAGAGCUUAUCAAAUAUGAAAACGAUCCACUUCUUGAGAAGGAGGCCGACAGACUUCGUAGAAAUGUAAGAGAAGAGAUUCAACAACGUCGCAGUGUGGAGGAAUGUGUCUUUGACCUCCAGAACCAAUACAUUGUCCUUGAAAGGCAGAAGCCAGAGGAAAAGGUUGUCAUGCAGGAAAUGGUGCGUCUUCAGAAGGACCCCAAGCAGGUACUGGAGCAUGAUAAGUUGAACAAGAACCUGGACGAUGAAAUGAAGAACCGCAGAAAGCUUGAAUUGGAGGUCAGACAGCUCAGAGCCCUGCUUCAAGACAAAGAGCACACCUUGGCUCAGAUGGACGAUCGUCAGAAGAAGAUUCAAGUAGAGUCAGAGCUAAGGCAGAUCAAAUCUCGAAUUCUUGAGCUGGAAAACUCUCCGUCGCCUGUUGAGGAAAGGAUUGUCAUCGAGGAGGUCCUGAAAGUGGAGAGGGACCCUAAGCUGGAAAAACUUACUGAUGGUAUACGUAUCGACUUUGAGACUGAGAGCACCAAUAUCAGUCGUCUAGAGAGAGAAAUCCGCAACCUGAAGCUCAAGUUGGAUAUUCUACAAAAGGAGAAGUCAAUUGAAAAGGUUGUUUACAGAGAAGUUGUUCGUGUAGAGAAAGACCCGGCAUUGGAGGCUGAAAGGGAACGUCUGAGAGAGCUCGUAACACAGGAGAGAAAUCUCAGGCGUGACCAGGAGGAUAACACUCAGAACAUCCAAAUCAGAAUUACUCACAUGCAGUCAUCGUAUUCUGUAACUUCUCAGGAGGAGGUGGCUCUCAUCUCCAACAGAGAUGCUCUGCAGAGAGAGAAGGAGGAUAUGCUCAGAGAGCUCAAAAUGCUAGAGUCUCAAAGACAGAACAUCAGCAUAACGUUCCAGCAACAGUCAAAGCUGAUGAGCGAGAGAAACCAGACUGUACGGCAAAGGAGUCUUAGAACCUCCACUGAGAUACAGCGGAUGGAGAAAGAAAUCCUCAAUGAGAAAGACAAAGUUCACCAGAGAGACGCAUUCAUCAUGGAGCUGCAGAACAACAUCAGAAAAGAGGAGCACACUGAAACCCACACCAGGGAGACAAAUCUUUCCACGAAGAUCACCAUCCUGGAUCCAGAAACUGGUAGAGACAUGUCUCCCUAUGAUGCCUACUUGCAGGGGCUUAUUGAUCGCAACAACUACAUUCACCUGGCGGAGUUAGAGUGCGACUGGGAGGAAAUCACCUCAACUGGUCCAGAUGGAGAUACAACAAUUCUGCAGGACCGUAAAAGUGGGAAUCAGUACUCUAUCAAGGAUGCUCUCAAGGAUGGCCGCUUGACCCAGUAUGACGUGAUGCGCUACAAGGAAGGAAAAAUAUCCAUUUCUGAGUUUGCCCUCCUUGUUGCGGGGGAAACCAGACCGCCCAUCGUUCCUCCAAUGCCAAUCCCCAAAUUACCCACCAGACCCACCCCCUUGAACUCCAUGCCAACCUCCCUAAGGUCCUCCUAUCCCAGCCUCAACACUCAACUCAGUGGCAGUUUGAACAACCUCAGUGCUUCAGCAGGUGAUGAGUUAUUCCCCAUCUCUGGUGUUUUAGACACCACCACUGAAAGCCGCAUGUCUGUGCGAAGUGCCCUGACCCGCAAACUCAUUGAUGCCGACACAGCCCUCAAGCUGCUGGAGGCACAAGCAGCCUCCGGGGGAAUUGUCGAUCUUACCAAUAAAGACAAAAUUUCUGUCCACAAGGCAGCUGAACGCGGUCUCAUUGACUCGAGUGACAUGUACAAGCUUCUGAAUGCCCAGAAGGCCUUCACUGGAGUUGAGGAUCCCAUGACCAAAGAACGUCUCGCAGUGGGACAGGCUGCAAAGAAAGGGUAUAUUCCCCAAGAAAAUGCCAGGAGAUACAUGGAGGCGCAGUACCUGACAGGCGGGUUUGUGAACCCCUCUAAAGCAGGCCGCCUAACCGUCGAAGAAGCUCUUGCCAGUAAUAUUAUUGACAAAGCAACAGCUGAGGAGUUGCAAGAUGAAGCUUCCCACAAAAAAGAGCUGGUAGACCCCAUCACUAAAGAGAAGAUAUCAUACAAGCAGGCGAUGGAUAGGUGUAAGAAAGACAUCAGCACUGGCCUCCUGCUGCUUCCUGCGCUCUCUACUGAUGCCGCAAGUGCCCCAUCAUACUCAAACUAUCGUUUCAGUUCCUCCUACAACAGAUUCUAGAUGUGAAGUUUAAGAUAUUUUAUUUGCCACAGCCAAUGGUGCUAGCGGGUGUUUGUAACCAUGCUAAGUGAUCCACAUAGAGAUAAAAAUGACAAUGUUUAUGCUCACACUUUUUGAAAACACUGAAAAAAACUACAUUUUUGAUAAAGCUGUAUAUGUGGAUCUACUUUAUUUUAGUGCUAUUUUGGGUUCUGCUGUAAAAAUGAGGGUAAUUUUUGUAUUUUAUGGUGAAAUGUUAUUAAACUC
This is a messenger RNA of Anoplopoma fimbria (sablefish), 6538 nucleotides long. It is a transcript of the gene evplb, whose product is annotated as envoplakin b. The record is from RefSeq and is a predicted model, not a curated record. Gene Ontology annotation, cellular component: cytoskeleton; membrane; cytoplasm. Gene Ontology annotation, molecular function: structural molecule activity; cadherin binding. Gene Ontology annotation, biological process: wound healing; intermediate filament cytoskeleton organization. The coding region runs from base 197 to 6292 and encodes 2031 amino acids. The transcript has 22 exons. Lineage: Eukaryota; Metazoa; Chordata; Actinopteri; Perciformes; Anoplopomatidae.